AUGACUCUCGGUGAAAUCUUUGUUUCAUUUUUUAUUUCAGUCUUACUGGAUAGAUUGGCUUCUCGUGAGCUGUUGGAGGUUGCUACUCAAUGGAAAAUUGAUUCUGAAGUGAUGAAACUGAGGUUAUUAGUUUCAAAAAUAGAUGCUGUGACUAAAGACGUUGAGGAAAAGCAGAUGGAAGACAGUGCCGUUAAAUUAUGGUUUGAUGAAUUGCAAGAUUUGGCAGAUGAUGCUGAAGAUUUAGUUGACAAUAUAAAGAAGAUAACAGAGAGAUUCAAUAAAAUUGCAAAAGAGAUAGUAAAGCUUGGUUUGAGAGAAAAUGUUGUGGAGAAGGCUACCGGGCUGUGGCGAACGUUACCCUUGACUUCUUUGUUAGUUGAUCAUGUCUUUGGAAGGAAAGAGGAUACCAAGAAGUUAAUUGACUUCUUGACAGAGGACAUUGAAGCGGGAGUCAGUGUUGUUUCCUUAGUAGGUCAAGGCGGUGUUGGAGACUUUGAUUUGGUAAAGGUUACAAAGGCGAUCUUGGAGUCGUUGGGUAAAGGGUGCUCUCAUGUUAUAAACCUUGAACCACUUCAAAAAAUGUUGAAAAAGAAGCUGGAGUCAAAAAAGUUUUUACUGGGUUUAGAUGAUUUAUGGAAUAAGAAUUAUGGUGAAUGGGAUGUUUUGCGGCUUCUGUUCAGAGCUGGUGCACCUGGGAGCCAGAUAAUUAUAACAACUCGUAGUAAACAUGUUGCACAAACCGUUGGCAUAGGUCCUAUUUUCUGUUUGCAGGAACUAUCGGAAGAUGAUUGUUGGACAUUGUUUGCACAUCAUGCCUUCUCCGGAUUGAAUUCUGCAACUCGUCCAAACUUGGAGAUCAUUGGUAAGAGAAUAGCUAAUAAAUGUAAAGGUUUACCUUUAGCAGCAAGGCAUUGGGAGGCCUAUUGCACUCUAGUUUAG
Molecule: messenger RNA, 939 nt
Organism: Pistacia vera
Lineage: Eukaryota; Viridiplantae; Streptophyta; Magnoliopsida; Sapindales; Anacardiaceae
Product: putative disease resistance RPP13-like protein 1
Exons: 4
Coding region: 1-939 (312 amino acids)
Biological process (GO): defense response to other organism
Molecular function (GO): ADP binding
Source: RefSeq, a predicted model, not a curated record